UGGGCAGAGCUGAAGUCGCACCAGACCUGCUGAAGGCACAUCGUGAGGACCGUUAUAGACCGGCAGAGAUGGCGAAGGAGGGAACGGAGACGGCGGAGGAAACCGAGCAGAUGAUCGAAAAGAAUGGAGCUAAAGAGCCGGAGAGCGCAGUUACUGCGCCAGAUUCAAAGGAAAUGCGCGCUGUGCUGCUUUCAGGGUUUGGGGGUCUAAACAAACUCAAAGUAACCAAGAAAACCAUGCCUGAACCCCAAGAAGGAGAAGUGAAAAUUCGCGUUAAAGCAUGCGGCUUGAAUUUCCUCGAUCUUAUGGUACGUCAAGGAAAUAUUGAUAAUCCUCCGAAAACCCCUCUAGUACCUGGAUUUGAAUGUUCUGGAAUAGUGGAAGCUGUGGGAGAAAAUACCAAAGGCUUUGAGAUCGGUGACCGAGUGAUGGCCUUUACAAACUACAACGCUUGGGCCGAGGUGGUGUGCACGCUGCAGGAUUGGGUUUAUAAGAUACCUGAAGACAUGACUUUCCCCGAGGCUGCUGCUUUCUCUAUGAACUUCGUAGCUGCGUACAUGAUGCUGUUUGAAGUGGCCAAUCUCCGGGAGGGGAUGUCUGUGUUAGUUCACUCAGCAGGGGGAGGAGUGGGUCAAGCUGUUGCUCAGCUGUGUGCCACAGUCCCCAACGUCACGGUGUUCGGCACGGCCUCUCCCUUCAAACACGAAGCCAUCAGGCACUCCGUCACUCACCUGUUUGACAGAAACCUUGAUUAUGUAGCAGAAGUUCGAAAGAUCUCACCUGAAGGAGUGGACAUUGUUCUCGAUUGUCUGUGUGGUGAGAAUUCAGGGAAAGGUUUGAGUCUCCUGAAGCCACUCGGCACAUACAUCCUUUACGGUUCUUCAAACAUGGUGACGGGCGAGACGAAAAGUUUCUUCACCUUCGCCAAAUCUUGGUGGCAGGUGGAGAAGGUUAACCCCAUCAAACUGUAUGAAGAAAACAAAGUCAUGGCUGGAUUUUCGCUGCUCAGCCUCCUUUUUAAGCAGGGCGGCUGUAGCCGAGUGAAGGCCGCUGUCAACAACCUGCUUUCACUCUACAGUGAGAAGAAAAUCAGACCUUUAGUGGAUUCCCUAUGGGCACUUGAGGAGGUAAAAGAGGCCAUGCAGAGAAUCCACGACAGAGGAAACAUCGGAAAGCUGAUCCUGGAUGUGGAAAAAUCUCCCACUCCUUUAAUGGCGAGCGACAGCACCGAGACAAGCGAGGCGGGUGAGGAAGAGGAGGAGCAUGAAGGAGACAGUGAUAAUAAGGAACGAAUGCCCUUCAUCCAGUAGACCCCAGUGACCUGCCCCAGGUUAAGGAGAGACUGUGAGAGGAUGAGUGUCUUGUGUUCCCCCACGCUGUAGUGAAGAGUACAAGUGUGUGACUGUAGUGUGUCUGAAAAUUUCCUUCUUGCCAUCUCAAGUGCCAUUCCCAGCACAGUGCUGAAGAGUUCCAGUGUUGACCAUGUGACCGUGUGUGUGUGUGUGCGCGCUUCUCCUUCCCACGUCUGUGUAUGUGUUGAACUUGUGCUGUGCAGUUCUGUUCUCUUAGUGAGUAAGGAAAGCAAGGCUCAGUGUCUGCCUCAGUGUCUGCCUCAGUGUCUGCCUCAGUGUCUGCCUCAGUGUCUGCUCAACCUCUUCAGGUUUCACACAGCUUGUAGACCACAAGGCUUGCCUCUAAGGCAAAGAAACAACAUUCUGUCAUUUUUGUACAACAAAACCUGAAGAAAGAAAGAAAUAAAGAAAUAAAGAAAAAAUAUGGGAGAUAAUAUUUAUUCAUUUCAUAUAUAUAUAUGUAUAUAUAUAUGUAUAUAUAUAUACAUAUACAUAUAUAUAUAUAUAUAUAUGAAAUGAAUAAAACGAUUUACUGUGUGCUUUGUACGUUAUAUUGAUGUUUACCAGUCAGAAAUGCAACUGAUUCUAAUUAAAAAAAAAGAGAAAGUGUUUUGGGCACGAUGCUGGUCACACGGCAAGACCAAAGCAAGUAGCUCUCUGUUGCUGAUAUAAUAAUUCACCAGUAAGUGAUCUGAGCUUUAGAGUGGAGGUGAAAGCUGAACAGAAUCAGCAGUAGGAUGAAGGAAACGCAGAGGCUGUGAAUUUCUGAGUCUGUUGGCUUUUGUGAUUCUGUAUGUGUGUGUGAUUCUGUGUUGUGUUUACACUGUGGUGCUUGUGCUGAGUUAAUGUUUCAUAAAAGUAUAUUUUUGCAAGAGUGUAAUGUGUGUAGAAAGAACUGUAACUGCACUUCAAGUCAAGUCAAGAAGUCAAAAAGCUUUUAGUCACCUGUACCUAUACCUGUACUUCUGCCUGUUCCUGGACCUGUUCUUCUACCUGUACCUCUACCUGUACUUUACCUGUACCUAUCCCUAUACAUGUACCAGUACCUUUACCUGUACCUGUACUUCUACCUAAACCUCUACCUGUACCUGUACCUCUGUAAAAGUACCUACAAUUCUACCUAAACAUCUUCUGUACCUGUUCCUUUACCUGUAACUUUAUAUGUACCUGUACCUUUAACUGAAUCUGUGCCUGUAUCACUUAUACUGUACACUGAAAUAAGGAACCCACAUGCAUCACACAUACCUCUAAUCAGACAUCCUGAAUAAUUAUAAAUAUGAAUAUCUGAUCUAAUAAUAUAACGUUAUUCAAACUAUCUAGCUAUCUUUCAGAACAUUACACAGAGAGUAAAACAAAUGAAAAUGGUUAAAAUUAGAAAAAAGUGAAAAAAAGGAAAAAAGGAAGAUAAAGGAUGACUAUUUUCUUUAGUCCCAGUUUGUGCAAAACCUCUCAGAAAGAAAAAAAGAAAAUAUAAAAAAAAUUAUAGUUAUUUUUAUGGCUUGAAGAAAGAAAGAAAGAAAGAAAGAAAGAAAGAAAGAAAGAAAGAAAGAAAGAAAGAAAGAAAGAUGAAUAAGUAAAGUUUUCAGAAGCGUAAAAAUAUAGAAGUGCUAAUGUUUCAAAUUAAAAUUUAGAAAGAAAGAAAGAAAUUGUAUGAUUAUUUUUCUUUACAGAAAGAGAGAAAAAAUAGAGCGCCUUAACUUUUGAAAAUGUACAAGGUAAUAACUGUAAUUAUGGGGAAGACGAAGCAAAACGAGGCUGAAGAGAAAAUCUUUACUCAUUUCUUUAAAAAACAAAUCAAUUACUGAAAUGUAGAAGAAGAGAUAAACGAAAGUGUUAUUCAUUUUAGAGCUAAGUGUUAAAGAAAGAAUGAUGGGAAGAAGAAUGAAAAUCCGACAUUGUUUUAGUUAUCACAGCUCUUCUAAAACUCAUCUCGUAAUCGUACAGCUCUGAUAAUAAAGGAGAAGAAACUAGUCUUUAACCUUCAUCACACUUUCAUCAACACAAAAUGGCCCUGACACUGAGGAACGUAUAGUGAAGAGCUGUGAUGUGCUACUCUCCAGUACAGUAUUACACACUCCAGUCUUUCCAGACCUUCAGUAUGUUGUGUCAAAUUUCAGUCCCAGACUUUUAAAUGGCUUUUUCUUGUAGAAUUCUUCAUGCUCGGUAAUUGUGUCUAGACUCAUUCCAGGCAGAAUACAGAGUAAUGUUUGGAUGUAGUGAAGCUGAUUUGCUUUUGCUGUGUUGUGCAUAGAAAUUCAAAUAUACAAAAAUAAAAAAG
This is a messenger RNA of Tachysurus vachellii, 3630 nucleotides long. RefSeq names its product vesicle amine transport 1-like (gene vat1l). The transcript has 9 exons. Lineage: Eukaryota; Metazoa; Chordata; Actinopteri; Siluriformes; Bagridae. Gene Ontology annotation, molecular function: oxidoreductase activity. Bases 69 to 1310 code for a protein of 413 amino acids. The record is from RefSeq and is a predicted model, not a curated record.